This is a messenger RNA of Cadophora gregata, 450 nucleotides long. RefSeq lists its product as uncharacterized. The transcript has a single exon. The record is from RefSeq and is a predicted model, not a curated record. NCBI's taxonomy places the organism in Eukaryota, Fungi, Ascomycota, Leotiomycetes, Helotiales, Ploettnerulaceae. The coding region runs from base 1 to 450 and encodes 149 amino acids.
AUGUACCUCGACGAUAUCAACACCCUAACUGCCGAUUUCAGCGACUGGAUUGUCCCGGAACUAAGAGGAGCCAUCACACACCUCGCUUUGCAGGAUGAAAUGUGGAAGAUGAAGUACGCGAGGCGAGGAGGUGCAGUGCUGGAAGCGGGCGGGGACUUGAGGUUCAUGAUUUUCCAUCCUGGUGCUGGGCUCUGCGGAUUGGAAGUCCUGACGCUGGUGUUAACGGGCGGAGUCUUGGUUGGAGGGAAUAGCUUGAUGGGGAGGGAUAAGGAGAGGAGGAGAGCGGACGAGAGGAGACUGUUGGAGUGUGAAGAGGUUUUCUUAGAAGACAAGAAGGUUGGCGGGGAUGUGAGAGAUGUGUUAAGGACGUUGGGAAGGUUGAAUGAUAUGAAGCUUAAUCACGGAUGGAGAGAGCCGGAAUUGAGGUUUGCUAGGAUUUUGGUGGAGUAA